Molecule: messenger RNA, 4242 nt
Organism: Labrus bergylta (ballan wrasse)
Lineage: Eukaryota; Metazoa; Chordata; Actinopteri; Labriformes; Labridae
Source: RefSeq, a predicted model, not a curated record
AUGGAAGCAGCGGAGGAAACUCUCACUUACCGAGAUGACACCGGACUUUACAGGAAGCUGCUCCCAGAGGACAACGGGCACGAAACGACGGACAGCAAGAAAGGCCACCCCGCAGAGACAAACAGCGACGUGUCCAACUAUGUGGAUCUGGACAUGAAACCGGACGGCGCAAAAACAGUGAAAGUGACUUUCACUGGCGAGGGAAACCAACUGUCUGUUGUGAAAUGCGAAAAAGCAAAGAAAGGGGAGCAUGACAAGGAGGUUAAAAUCAUUUCGGAGGACUUCUUUGAGUCAGAGGACAAGCGGGCCACCGAUCCAUGGCCUGUUUCGGGUGACCCUACUCUGGAAACUCUGACCAAACUUCCAGACACGGAUCCGGACUUUGAGAAUGAGAAGCAGUGCCGGACCGAGCCAGACCCGAGUGACUGCAGUGAAAGCGAGGAGCUCCAGUACACGGACAUGUAUCUGAACAGUAAGACCGAGUCUGAUGACGGUGCCAGCGCGACCGCUGGCUCCGACCACUGCGACUCCGACACCGUGGAGGACGAGUCCCACUAUAUCACGACGCACGAGAUCCAGCUUACCGAGCUCGACCACGAUGUAGACUACGACCUGGGCCGAGGGACCUGCUGGGAUUUCGAAGACAACAACCUGGUUUACUCUUUUGUGGAUUACGCGUCUUUUGAGAGCGACGACACGCAGGAGGGGACUCUGAUCCUGGAGGGCAGGAGCCAGCCGAAUGUGCAGUCUAAUCUCGGGGGAGCGGUUGUCAGCACGGAGCAGGACGAAAGUGAUCUCUGUGACUCGGAUAAAGGCGCCAGCUCAGAUGAAAGCGUGAGUAAAAACCAAAGUGGAGACACUAAUAAGGGGAAAAUCCAUUUAUCCAUUAAAACAUCCUCGAGGGCGGUGAAUGAGCCUGUGAACAUCUUUGACAAGAGCACCUGUGGGUACACAAAACACUUUGGAGACAGGAGCCAAUUCUCCUUCGUGAGCUCUGGCGCCAGUGCGGGGCCCCUGUGCGAUAGGGCACAAUAUUUCAUCCCUGCGCCGGGACGUCAGCACCUUGCAACCAAACUGAGACGGAAAGAUAUUAAUGAGUAUUCCAGCGGAGCGUCGAGCUCCAUCAGUGAGUUGGAUGACGCGGAUAAAGAGGUGCGUAAUCUAACCGCCAAGUCUUUCCGGAGCUUGGCAUGCCCAUACUUCGAUGCCAUUAAUCUUAGCACCUCUAGUGAGUCUUCGAUGUCGGAAUAUGGGCUAAAUAAAUGGUCAGCAUAUGUGGACUGGAACUAUGGAAACAUAACACGAGGAGGAGAGCGCGGCGUAAUGGCGCACAAGUCUUCACGCGCAACAUUGGAAAUGAAUAAGACUGUGGACAGUAAGAGGCAGGGUAAGUCUGUUGCCGGCAUAAAAGCUCCAAAAAACAAAAUGUGCACACUGAACAAGAGCACAUCCCAGCAAUCUUCCUCUUCCAGCAAAAACACUGAACUGACAGAUCAGGCAAAGCAGCGUGGGGUCACGCUGAACUUCCGCUGCAAUGUUGAAGCGCCUGAAGGUGCCAGACGUCCAAAAUGCUCGAAGCAUCCGCGACCCAAUGAGAUCACAGGGACUGUGUUGGCCGCAUCAGGGUGCGAAAUGCAUUAUCACCAAACAGAUAAUACAGGGGACCCUCACAAAAGGGCAGUUUUUGCUUCAAGCCUGCUAAAAAACGUGAUUUCUAAAAAGAUGCAGUUUGAGCAGGAGCGCAAAAUGGAGAGGGGAGAAAUCCGUGACACAUACCCUGCACUCUCACCAAAUUCUCAAUUCAAAGAUCAGAAUGUGUUCAAAGACAGACAGCGAGGAAGACAUGCUUCAGAGUCAGGCUCAGGAUUUAACUCUGAUGAUCAGCGCCAGGAGGGCAGCAGACCUCCUUCCUGUGAUCCAGCAGAGGAGCAGAGGAGCAACAAAGCACCAGAUGAGUUAGAAAACACAGCUCCAAAAUCCACCCUCAGCCAAAGUCAAACUAGUGCGUUUAAUAAAUUGAAAGAAUGUGAGACAGAAGUUGCAAAAUAUUCUGAAUCCACGCCUGAUGACCCACAGACCAGAGCAAAAGAAACUUUAGACACCAACAGCAUGUUGACAAAACUGCUUUUUGUUCCAAGCUACCAGCUCCACUCCAAAAAGAAAGAUUCGACAGAGGACCUUCCAGGCGGUGCGUCUGUCACAGGUGCUCCUGCUGGCCAGAAAUAUGAACAAGGAGAAACUGAAAAGGGGGGGAAAAGCCCCGAGAUAAAAAUAUGCCUGAGAAGUGUGAAAGAAAAUAAAGGCUGCACACUAAAUAUCGCUAACCUUCUAACCCCAAAAAUAACUUACAACGCUGUAAACACAUUCAGGGCUGCAGGUGAUGCCAAAUGCCACAUUUGGUCUGCUUCAGAUAAAAUUCCAAACUUCUCGGUGAGAGACAUAAGAGACACAAAAUGCAAGUUUCAAACACCGAUCUAUCAAGUCAGAGAUGUGCGCAAACUGGUCAAAAGUUCAUAUCGCGUUGUUUCUUUGGAUAACACUGAGAAUAAAAGCUCAGCAGCAGCUGAUAAAAUCGAGGCCACAAAGGUGCCGGUUAAGCUUUCAUUACCAUCUCCCAUUGUGAUUAAAUGUCACUCUGUUAAAACAAAUGUUAAACAACAGGCAGCCGAGGUGUCACACAAACAGACAGAGGCAGGCGUCACAUCGGAAACACCUCAAGUGGAAAACACACAAAGCAGGGUGCCACCUGUUGCAGCUAAGCAGCUACACCCUGACCAAUCAGACGGCCAGAUCAAUAUUGAAACCAAGUUGUCGAAGCAGAGGCAGGAAAAGUUUGCAGGUGAGUCUAAAAUACCCAAACAGGCUGCUCUAGAGAAGCUCAAAGCUGCGGUCAAAACAAUGGAGCAGCUUUAUGUUUUUGAUAGAAAUGAAUGGAAGCGCAAAAAUCAGGCUCCGCCGCAAAUCGCAGGCAGCCAUGUGUUGUCACUUAUUGCCAGAGAGGAGCAUGGAGCAGAGGAGCUGGAAGCAACAAAUCCGUCUCUGACGCAUACCACAGACGCAGACAAAUCCCAGAAGGAUAAAGGAGCUCAGGAUAUCAUACAUGUUCCCUACAGUGAUGAGGCGUUUAAAACACAAUCACAGCAUAGUCAGACAUACAGUAAUAAAAGUGUCCUUCAUUUUGGCAACAAGGCACGCGUUUGCAUCACUUCAGUUAAUAACUCCGUUCCACAAAGUUCUGAGCUGCAGACUUGCUCCUCCAUGAAAAGCUCGAAGACACCAGCGGCUCCGCUCUCAGUGAAAAUAGAGCCGCCAAAACUCGGCCAGGUGGAAAAGGGAAAGGUCAGAAUCAUUCCCGCUAAGCCGGCUGUGACACAGGCCUGUGCCGACUCUGAAAACUAUCUAACCAUCCCGGGGCUCAGCUAUACGAAUGAACUCAAACUGCAGAAUCCAGAGCCCGUUUCAAGAGGGGAGAGUUCAAAUGUCAACCACGUCACCAGCAAAACACCUCCGAUUAUCAUGGAGUACCCCGCUUCGAGUAUCUACCAUCAUGGGAGGGCCCAAGCAGGGCCUCCAGCGGCACAGCAGGUGUUGUGUAUCUCUCCCUCCAUCCCCACUGUGUCACCUACACCUUCUGCCGGACAGACAGCCUCACAAACACAGCGCAAGAUGCUUCUGGACCCCACCACAGGACAUUAUUACCUGGUGGACACCCCCAUUCAGACCACCACCAAGAGGCUGUUCGAUCCCGAGACAGGCCAGUAUUUGGAUGUACCCAUGCCCCAUUCUCCUGUGUCACCCAUCACUCCUGUCACCCCUGUCACCCCCGUGCCCCUCUCUGUUUCCCCUCUUGCUCUGAGCCCAGGAGCAUACGGCCCCACCUACAUGAUCUACCCCGGCUUCAUCCCCUCGCCCACUCUUCCGGCCCAGGCCGUGUUGGCACAGUCCCCCUGUCUCUCUGAGGAUGCAGCUCUAGAGAAGUUGAACAGCGCAAGAAGCCCCAGGCUGGAAGCUAAUGCGCCAGGCCCAGAGAGCGCAUAUUACAGUGCAACAGGUGACGCUCCAUUAACACUGCCUGUGAGCUUGGGACAUGUGACCACCACUGGAAGUGCAGUAAGCUCUGACAGGAAACCAGUUAUCAGCAUCACCACGCAACAAGGUCCAAGAAUCAUCGCCCCACCCUCCUUUGAUGGAACAACAAUGAGCUUUGUAGUGGAGCAUCGGUGACCAAGAAAAAAAAAAUCU